This is a messenger RNA of Vitrella brassicaformis, 1451 nucleotides long. The record is from the annotation of a GenBank genome assembly. Lineage: Eukaryota; Vitrellaceae.
GACGUCUUUCGCGAAUUCAGCUUCGUAGGUGUCCCUGGAAUGGCAUCUCGUGUCAUCUUGAAUCUUUCCCUAAGUUUCGUCAUCGACUUCAUGAAUGCAUCGGCGGAUGAGUGGCGUAGUUACAUGAGGACGAGAUAACGCCGUUGCGGCUCUACGAGAUGCGGCGCCUACCUCUGGCUUAUCGCAUCAUCCCAUUCCCGCCAUGCCCAGCCUCUCAGCCGGCAGGCGUGAUCUGUCGUCGUCAUGCGGCAACGCUGCUCAGACCGCAUUUCAGCACAACACGAAUAGGGCCCGACUGUCCUUCUUGCCUGCCAUGCAGUCAUCGGUGUUUUAGCACGGCGCCUGCACAGGAGUCGGACCCGCCCCACCCCUCUCCCACCCACCCCCCUUUGAGCAGCCGUCGGCGCACCCACAAGCCCCACCCCGAGGUCCACCACAACCACAAGCCGCACCACGGCCACGUCACCCGUCCCCCCUCCCUCCGCCGCCACCACAAGUCGCCUCGCCGGAAGCUGUUGCUCCGGUUGAUCCAGCCUCUCCCCCCGCUCAGCCCAGCACUCCUUUCGCCAACACAGCGUAUGCGUCAGUCGAUCAACCGGCUGCGCGAGCGUGUGGCGGCCAUGUCCAAGGGCAGGGCAGGAUGGCGGCUCAGGGUGCAGCUGCCUCUGGGUCUCAGGGCUCGUGCGCGUGCCCUCAGCCAGCGGUGGGUGGAGGGCCGGCGGAGGCUCGGGGUGGCCGUGCAGAAGCGGCGGGAGCAGCUCAAACGCAUUCGCAAGAGAAUCGCUGAGCGAUCCAGAAAAGUAUGUAGUAAGAGGAUCAGAUAGAUGGAUUUGCCAGCUGGAAUGUGCUACCAUCCAUCCUUCUUGUCUGGAUGUCAUGUCUGUCGGUGUGUCAUGCAGGCGGCCAAGGGGCUUCGUGGCAUGUGGCGCAAGUACGGUUGGGUGGGUGUGGGCGUGUACUUUUCCAUCUACUGGACGGUGCUGAUGUCGCUCUACGCGGCGGUGUCGCAGGGCGGCAUCACGGCCGAGCACCUGCAGUGGCUGCUCGACUACUUCCACCUCGACGACAAACUGGACACACACAAGCUCAAAAAGGGCGCCGACAGCUGGUGGGGCAAGUUCCUUUUCGCCUGGUUCCUCAUGAAGUUCACAGAGCCGCCACGGAUGCUCGCCACCAUCGCCCUCACGCCACUGGUAGCACGGUGGCUGAGAUUGAGACAGGCGAGGAGGGCGGGGGCGGCCCUCAAGACCGCUGCUAGUGCUAGUGGCAAGCAGAACGGGGGAAGGCACAAGUGACUGACGUGUGUGUAGGAGAUGGGUGGGUGCCUGCCUGUGUUGUCGUGACUGACAAGUUUUGAAGUGUCGUGCGCGCAAAGUGUAAGUGUGUGUGCGCGUGUGUAGACUAGUGGAUGGAUGGAUGAGUGUGGGAUUCCUGCGUGUCGUGUCGAUGUU